Messenger RNA from Salvia hispanica, 2147 nucleotides. Its product is annotated as putative late blight resistance protein homolog R1B-16. Gene Ontology annotation, biological process: defense response to other organism. The record is from RefSeq and is a predicted model, not a curated record. NCBI's taxonomy places the organism in Eukaryota, Viridiplantae, Streptophyta, Magnoliopsida, Lamiales, Lamiaceae.
UUGUUUCUUUGCUUUACAAACACAGUCUUCCUCAACUUGUUAGUCUCUAAAUAUCUGUGAAUUUAGAUUAAGUGAAAUGGCUGCCUAUGGAGCUUUAGUUUCUGUGUUGAAUAUUAUAGAUCAAAUUCAGACUCAUCCACGCCUCUGCAAAAUUUUCUUGAAAGCUAUAUUCUCCCCACGGUGGCUACACCGAAGAAGAAGAUAUUUGGGAGAGUCGCAUUGCUGAAGCAGCUUAUGAUGCUGAAGACGUGAUCGAGUCGUAUAUCGUUGAUCAAAUUCGUCUUCGAUCAAGAUGUGAUGUAGAAACCAUCAGCUCCAUUCAAUUCUAUCAAGGUCUGCAAAAGGUGAUAGAAAACAUGAAUUUGGUCAGGACUGAGAUUAAAGAGAAGGUGGUAGUCCACGGCUCACAAUGUUCCCAUGAUUGGUUUUGAUGAUGUCUUGUUGCAAAUGUUGGACAAGAUCACUAGAGGAGAACCCGAUCUCCAAAUUCUUCCGAUUGUUGGAAUGGGUGGGAUAGGCAAGACCACUCUUGCUCAAAAUAUCUAUGUAAGUCCACUUGUCCGGAAACAUUUCGAUGUUUGUGCAUGGUCUACUAUUUCUCAAGUGUAUAAUGCAGAAGAAAUUCUCAGACAAGUUAUUGAACAAGUACAAGUUCUUGAUCUAGUAGACAGUGAUGUGAAUAGGGUGAAUGCCAGGAGACAUAUAAGUGAAGAUGAUUUAGAAUUACAGUUGCACCAAUAUUUGAUAGGAAGGAGGUAUUUUAUUGUGAUGGAUGAUAUGUGGAAUAUUAAGGCUCGGGAUCAAGUUAGGAGAUUCUUCCAGGAUAACAGAGAUGGGAGUAGAAUAUUAGUGACUACAAGACUAUCAAACUUGGCAUAUCUAUUCAACUAUUCGAUUGGUCUUGAUAUGAAAAUUUUGGAUGAUUAUGCUAGUUGGAACCUAUUUUCCAAAAUUGUGUUUGGGGAUGAAAGUUGCCCUCAUGAGUUGGAGAAUAUUGGAAAGAAGAUUGUGAAAGGUUGUAGAGGACUUCCACUGUCAGUUAAUGUAAUAGGGGGACUCUUGUCCAUGUCUGAAAAAACAGAAGAAAAUUGGGGAUAUAUUGAAAAAAAAAUUUAAGUUCAAUUGUGAAUUUGGAUGAUAAUCAGAAAUGCUUGCAAGUAUUACACAUGAGUUAUAAUAAUCUACCGGUUCACUUAAAGCCAUGUUUUCUUUAUAUGGGAAGAUAUGGUGAAGAUGAAGAUAUUGUGAUCUCUGAUUUAAUCCAAUUGUCAGUUGCUGAGGGAUUUGUAAAACCAAUUAAUGGAAAAUGUUUGGAAGAUGUAGCAAAAGAGUAUAUAUAUGAACUUCUUGAUAGAAAUCUCCUUGUAGUUGGAAUACACAACUAUUCAUUGAAAAUGCAUGAUCUUGUGAGGGAUUUAUGUUUAAGAGAAGCUCAAAAAUUGAAAUUCUUAUGUGUGUUGGAAGAGCACGGCAUUCCACAAGACAUACAAUCUCAACGCUGUAUCGUAGGUAGGUUAAGCGAAGAGAAAUAUCCAACUCAACUCCUUCAAUCAUUGGAAUCUGCAUCCCUUCUCCGGUCUUUUACCCUUGGUCCAUCCGUUAGAAAGAAACGUCCAACGAGUUUAUUGUACAAUUUCAGAUUAUUGAGGGUAGGUUAUGUGGAACAAGAUUAUGAGGAGAUUCUCCCUUGGCUAGUGAACUUGCGGUUUCUUGAUGUGUAUGUUGUUGAUGAGGAUCCAUUACCUUCUUCGAUCUAUUUUCUCUGGAAUUUAUGGAGACUGCUUUUACACAACGUAGGUAAGGAUUAUGUUUGCGAGAUUUGGAAGAUGCCUCAACUUAGGCAUGUUGGCACCGAUUUAAGAGAAGGGACACUUGAUGGUGCAUAUUGUCUUCCCGAUACUUCUUUCAGUUACGAAGAGGAUAUGGUGCUGGAAAACCUUCAGACACUUUCUCACGUGAAGAAUCUCAAGUUUGGUGAAGUAGUGCUUAAAAGAAUCCCCAAUAUCAAAACAUUGAAGUUAUACUAUAAAACAAAAGUAGAUACCUCAAGAGAACACACCUCCUCCUCCGAAGAGUCCUCUGAAGCAGAAGACUCAUCCGAAGAAGAAGAAGACUUCUCUGAAGGAGGAGGAGGAGGAGAUACCUAA